AUGUCCAGCAUCAAGGAGCAAAAAGCCCAUCAGACACUUGAUCAGAGCUCAAUGCCAAACUUCAACUCUUCAUGGGUGAACUACAAAGGUGCUUGGUCUACGACUAUCUUUGUCAUUGUCCUCCUCAAGACUCUCUAUUCCAUUAUCCCAUUCAUCAGCCCGGAAGCAAGUUGGACAUUGACAAACUUGACAUUCAAUAUCGGUCAUUAUAUCAUGUUCCAUUGGGUGCAGGGCAUUCCUUUCGAGAAUCAUCAAGGUGCUUAUGAUGGCUUAACGCUAUGGGAACAAAUCGAUGGAGGUGUACAGUUUACAGCAACUCGAAAGUUCUUUACCGCAGUACCUAUUGCCUUAUUCCUGUUGAGCACGCAUUACACUCAUUACAACCUGUUAUUGUUGGCUAUCAACUUUGCUCCACUUAUGCUCGUUUUGGUUGCCAAGCUCCCAGUCAUGCAUCGUGUACGGGUAUUUGGCAUCAACAAGAUCGACCACGUGGUGGAUUAA
This is a messenger RNA of Lichtheimia ornata, 501 nucleotides long. RefSeq lists its product as uncharacterized. The record is from RefSeq and is a predicted model, not a curated record. Gene Ontology annotation, biological process: negative regulation of ceramide biosynthetic process; ceramide metabolic process; intracellular sphingolipid homeostasis. The coding region runs from base 1 to 501 and encodes 166 amino acids. Lineage: Eukaryota; Fungi; Mucoromycota; Mucoromycetes; Mucorales; Lichtheimiaceae. Gene Ontology annotation, cellular component: endoplasmic reticulum membrane. The transcript has 4 exons.